Molecule: messenger RNA, 1068 nt
Organism: Pseudogymnoascus verrucosus
Lineage: Eukaryota; Fungi; Ascomycota; Leotiomycetes; Thelebolales; Thelebolaceae
Exons: 3
Coding region: 1-1068 (355 amino acids)
Biological process (GO): retrograde vesicle-mediated transport, Golgi to endoplasmic reticulum
Cellular component (GO): SNARE complex; endoplasmic reticulum
Source: RefSeq, a predicted model, not a curated record
AUGACAGAUAUCACUCCGUACUUCAACGAGACCCUCAAGGCUCAUGGCGCCCACACAACCGCUGGCGUCUCUCUGUCUAUGCAACACCUUGACGAGUUUCUUAAAGAGGCAUAUCGCAUAAACUCCCACAUUGCGUCUCUGAACGACUACCUACGUGGAAUCCGACAAUCCUACCUAUCCACCACCCAACCACCGCGACGACAACGCCAGCUUGCUGCCGAAACCUCGAAGCCCAAAGAUAAAGAAUGGCGGUACCUGACAGACCGCCAACGCGACGAGAUCGACGCCGAAACAAAGCAACUCCUCCGCGAACUCAACUACGGCAUCCGAAACCUGGCAGAUGCGGAGCAGCUGCGCCAAGACACCGAGACGACCCUGAUAGAAAAGAAAUAUGGCAACAAACUGGGUGCUUUGGGUAACUGGGCUGUUGGCGGGAUAGGGCAAUCGAAGCCUCCGGAGCAGGAACAGGCGGAGAGCAGGGCGAAUACGAUUAGCACGCACAGGGAGAAUGUGCUGUGGUAUUUACGGCAGAAGCUACAGCAGUGUGGGGGGUUGCAGGCGGCUAUGAUGGAGACGCGGAUUAUGCGCGAGAUGGAGAAGAAUAAGAGCUUGCUCUAUAAAAGUAAGGGGGUUAUGAUGAUGGAAGGCGGCGGGUCGGGCGAACCGCCUGUGCCGGCAUUCGAAUACAAGGGCGCGGCGGGGAGGCAGGUCGAGGAGGAGUAUGGGAAGAAUGUCGAGGAUGAGUUGACGCCGGAGCAGCUGCAGCUGUUUGAGAAGGAAAAUCGAAACAUGGUUCAGCACUACGAGGAUACUCUGAACCAAGUCAAGACCGCGCAAAAAUCGCUCGUGGAGAUCUCAGAACUGCAGACACAGCUCGUCAACAACCUCGCAACACAGUCGGCGCAUAUUGAUCAGCUUGUCGCAGACUCAUUCUUGACAGCCGAGAACGUUGGGGGCGGAAAUAAAGAACUGAAGAAGGCGUCGGAGCGGAGGAGCACUGCAAAGUAUGUCUUCUAUGCAUCAUGCGGGCUGAGUGCGUUCCUGGUGGUGUAUGAUUUGAUCAUUUGA